AUGGGCCAGAGCACGAGCCCUAGCGCUAGCACCCCCCGGGAUGAUAUUUCACAAAAACCAGAGUCAGAUGCAAUUCCAUUUGACAAAUUCAUGCCAUGGCAUCUUUUUUGGCGAUAUGCAAUCCUUCGUAGUAUUAAGCCUGUCGACUACGAAUAUCUCGAAGACCCUGGCUUCGACACCGAUCUCUCAAAAUACAAUAACUACUGCUAUACUGCUAUCGGGGAGAGAUUACCUUGGGCAGAUGAAAAGAAAGAAAUAUUACAGAAUAUACGUUCUGAGUGGAAAAAGAUGUUUCAGUACUUCGAGCAGGCGGGGGGGCACAGACUGGAAAUUCCUGAAAACACCCCCAGACUAUUGAAAAUGGCAUACAAAUAUGGCUGUUUAGAACGUAGAGCAUGGAAUGAAUGUCACAAUCUUAAGUGGCAGUCAGCUCCCACGAUUUAG
Molecule: messenger RNA, 444 nt
Organism: Orbilia oligospora ATCC 24927
Lineage: Eukaryota; Fungi; Ascomycota; Orbiliomycetes; Orbiliales; Orbiliaceae
Exons: 1
Coding region: 1-444 (147 amino acids)
Source: RefSeq, a predicted model, not a curated record